UGGAGCAGGGGGAACACAAGGGACAUUUUCUUCGCCUUGGUUGCGCCUUUGUCGUUUUAACCCCCCCCCCCAGCUCCGUUAUUAAUAAGGCCGCCAUGAAGAUCGAGGAGGUGAAAAGCACCACGAAAACUCAGCGAAUUGCGUCUCAUAGCCAUGUCAAGGGGCUCGGGCUAGACGAGGCCGGCAAUGCUAAACAGACGUCCGCGGGUCUAGUUGGACAGGAGACGGCGAGAGAGGCAUGCGGCAUUAUUGUGGAGUUAAUUCGCUCAAAGAAGAUGGCAGGAAGGGCAGUGUUACUGGCCGGUCCCCCAGGAACAGGAAAGACUGCCCUGGCCCUGGCAAUGGCGCAGGAGUUGGGCAACAAAGUACCUUUCUGCCCCAUGGUCGGCAGCGAGGUCUAUUCAUCUGAGAUUAAGAAAACUGAAGUAUUGAUGGAGAAUUUCAGGAGGGCUAUAGGACUGCGUAUCAAGGAGACAAAGGAGGUGUAUGAGGGGGAGGUGACCGAGCUGACACCCUGUGAGACUGAGAAUCCAAUGGGUGGCUAUGGGAAGACGAUAAGCCACGUCAUCAUCGGUCUAAAGACUGGCAAGGGCACUAAGCAGCUUAAGCUGGAUCCUAGUAUUUACGAGAGUCUUCAGAAGGAGUGUGUGGAAGUGGGAGAUGUCAUCUACAUUGAAGCCAACAGUGGGGCUGUUAAGAGACAAGGUCGUUGUGACACCUUUGCAACAGAAUUCGAUUUGGAGGCAGAGGAGUAUGUCCCGCUGCCCAAAGGCGACGUCCACAAGAAGAAAGAGAUAAUCCAAGAUGUCACCCUUCAUGACCUGGAUAUCGCAAAUGCAAGACCUCAGGGAGGCCAAGACAUCCUGUCCAUGAUGGGACAACUGAUGAAGCCCAAAAAGACAGAAAUUACAGACAAGCUGCGUGCGGAGAUAAACAAAGUGGUGAACAACUACAUUGACCAGGGCGUGGCUGAGCUGGUCCCUGGUGUGUUGUUUGUGGAUGAGGUGCACAUGCUGGACAUAGAGUGCUUCACCUACCUCCAUCGAGCCCUGGAGAGCACCAUCGCCCCGAUUGUGGUGUUUGCCUCCAACAGGGGUAACUGCCUAAUAAGGGGGACGGAGGACAUCAGCUCUCCCCACGGGAUUCCUUUGGACUUGCUGGACAGGGUCAUGAUCAUCCGCACCAUGCUGUACACGCCGCAGGAGAUGAAGCAGAUCAUCAAGAUCCGCGCUCAGACCGAGGGGAUCAACAUCAGCGACGACGCGCUGUCUCACCUGGGAGAGAUCGGCACCAAGACCACCCUCAGGUACGCCGUGCAGCUGCUGACCCCGGCCAGUCUGCUGGGCCGUGUCCAGGGGAAGGAAAACGUGGAGAGGGAGCAGGUGGAGGAAAUAAAUGAGCUGUUUUACGACGCCAAGUCCUCUGCCAAGAUCCUCCAGGACCAGCAUCACAAAUUCAUGAAAUGAAACUUUGAAUGACCACCUUUUUUUUCCCUUCUUAACCCCCCCCCCAAAAAAAACUCAAAAAUAGGACAAGCGUUUAGUUUUUUCAAGUUUUCAACUGCUUCUUUCCAACAUUUCCUCCACCCAUGUAUAGUCCGUCUCACGCCCUUUGUGUUUUUUUCCAUUUCUCUUCCUGUUAAUACCCUUCCUAAGGUGUCCCUGGCUGUGCCUGACUUAUUGCAGUGGCUUUUGUUCUGAUAAAUGAGUUUCAUUCAGUUUGUUGAUUUCUAAAAAAAAAAAAAAAAAAAUUUUUUUCAAUAAAAGCAAAAUCAAG
Lampris incognitus (smalleye Pacific opah) is the source of this 1776-nucleotide messenger RNA. RefSeq names its product RuvB-like AAA ATPase 1 (gene ruvbl1). The record is from RefSeq and is a predicted model, not a curated record. The transcript is spliced from 11 exons. Gene Ontology annotation, molecular function: ATP binding; DNA helicase activity; ATP hydrolysis activity. Gene Ontology annotation, biological process: chromatin remodeling; box C/D snoRNP assembly; regulation of transcription by RNA polymerase II. Gene Ontology annotation, cellular component: NuA4 histone acetyltransferase complex; Swr1 complex; Ino80 complex. Lineage: Eukaryota; Metazoa; Chordata; Actinopteri; Lampriformes; Lampridae. Bases 96 to 1466 code for a protein of 456 amino acids.